Molecule: messenger RNA, 2639 nt
Organism: Entelurus aequoreus (snake pipefish)
Lineage: Eukaryota; Metazoa; Chordata; Actinopteri; Syngnathiformes; Syngnathidae
Product: oocyte zinc finger protein XlCOF6.1-like
Exons: 3
Coding region: 396-1994 (532 amino acids)
Biological process (GO): regulation of cytokine production; regulation of immune system process; negative regulation of transcription by RNA polymerase II
Cellular component (GO): nucleus
Molecular function (GO): RNA polymerase II cis-regulatory region sequence-specific DNA binding; DNA-binding transcription activator activity, RNA polymerase II-specific
Source: RefSeq, a predicted model, not a curated record
GCGUCUAGAUGUCUAUGGUGUUCCUCAUAUCUCUGGAGUGUUGCUGUUUCUCUCGCGAGAUCUGACAACACUGCGUGGGAUGGACUGGGAACCAAACAGGACGAGAAAAAGUUAAGAUGGCGUUUUGCGGAGAAAGACGUUAUUGUGUAUAUAACAGUUCUGUGUUCUUAAUCGGUGCGUACAUGUAGACAUAUAUGUUGUUUAACAGAGUAAACAUUGUUCAUCGUUGUUUGGGUCCUGGAUACAUCAGUCUAAGAGCACUUUGCUGUUUCUCGUGCUAGCUCAGCUUGCUAGUUACCUUAGCUUGUUAGCUGCUAACAAAGACACGCAGUAGUGAUCAACACAUCGCUAAGCAGAGAUCAAGUGUGAGUGUAAAGUGUUGUGAUUGUGUGAAAAUGUGCGAAAGAACGAUAGCAGAGUACAAAGAGGAACUUUCUCGAACAAAAGAGGAGAAGGAGCGACAACGUCAACUACUGGACGCUGUUUUCAAGAAACCUCAAUUUGUGUUACACAUAACAGACGUCAAGCAGCCCCGCCGCUUUGAAGAGGAGCCACAGCCCCCACAUAAUAAAGAGGAAGUGUGGAUCACUCAGGAGGGAGAGUGUCUUGCAGGGCAGGAGGAGGCUGAUCUCACCAAGUUUCCACUGACUGUUGUCUCUGUGAAGACUGAAAACCAUGGAGACAAACCACCUGAGUCCUCACACCUUCAUCCCAGUCCAAACAACUGUGAAGAACAUUUUCUCCCUGAGCAACAGAAGUGGAGCUUCAGGAUGGUGAAGGAGGAGCCACAGCCCUCCCACAUUAAAGAGGAAGAAAAGGCGCCACAAACACUGCACAUUAAAAACGAGAAGGAGGACCCACUCACCCCCCAUUUCAAAGAGGAAGAGGAGGUGCCAGAAACCCCCCACAUUAAAGAGGAAGAGGAGGAACACAGCAUCAGUCAGGAGGGAGAGCAUCGUGAAUGUUUGGAGGAGUUCCCAGUGAUUGGUGUGAUUGUGAAGAGUGAAGAUGAUGAGGUCAAAGGUGAAAGUGAGGAGAAGAGAGAGGCGGAGCCUCUAAGCAGCAGCUCAACUCAACACAUGACAACAGAAGCUGAUGGAGACCACUGUGGAGGAUCACAAGCAGACAAGAUCUUAGCGCCACUAUCAGAUAGUGAGGACACAACAUCUCACUCUCCUGACACUGAUGAUGAAGACUCUAAAGAUGAUAAGACAUGUCACACUGACAACACACGCUUGACAUGUUCUCACUGUGACAAAACUUUUAGUUACCGUGGUAAUCUGAAAGUACACAUGAGAAUACACACUGGAGAAAACCCUUUUACUUGUUCAAUCUGCGGUAAAAGAUUUGGACGAAAAAAUGUGUUGAAUUUACACAUGAAAACACACACUGGAGAAAAACCUUUUUCAUGUUCAGUAUGUGGUAAAGGUUUUGUACAAAGUGGUGAUCUGAAAGUACACAUGAGAACACACACUGGAGAAAAACCUUUCUCCUGCUCAGAAUGUAGUACAUGUUUUAAACGAAGUGGUAAUUUGAAAAUACACAUGCGAAAACACACGGGAGAAAAACCUUUUUCAUGUUCAUUGUGUGGUAAAUGUUUUAUAGAAAGUAGUGAGUUGAAAGUACACAUGAGAACACACACUGGAGAAAAACCAUUCUUGUGCUCAAUUUGUAGUAAAAGAUUCACACAGAAGGCAAAUUUAAUCAUGCACACAAGAAUACACACUGGUGAAAAACCUUAUAUAUGUUCAGUAUGUGGUAAAGGUUUUACACAAAGUCAAUCUUUAAAAGCACACAUGAGAACACACAAUGGAGACAAAACAUUCAUGUGCUCAAUUUGUAGUAAAAGAUUCACCCAGAAAGCAUAUUUAUCAAGACACACAAAAAUACACACUGGUGAAAAACCUUUUAUGUGUUCAGUAUGUGGUAAAGGUUUUACACAAAGUCACUGUUUUAAUGUACACAUGAGUAGACACACAGGUGAGAAAGUGUAGAGUUGCAGUGUGUGUGGUGAAAGAUUAUCUUCUAAGUACCAGUGUAAGAAACACAAGUGUGCUGGUAAGAACAGCGGCAGCAAAUGAAGAUGCAGGAUUUGAAAUAAACUGUCAAGACUUUAAUUUUGACUUUCUAACAACAUCAGCACAUAUAACAUGUGUGACAUCAUUGUUGUGUAACAGAAUCUCGUUAAUAUGAUUCUUAGAUGUUUUAGAUUAGUAGUUUUAUUUCAGUCAAGUAGGCUACGUCCAUGAAUACACGUCCUUGUGCAUAUAAAACGACAAAACGGGUUUCUUUGAAUAGUUGUAGACUGAAGCAACAGCUAAUCUCGCUUAGUUUUAAAAAAAAAUUAUUCUGAGGAAAAAAACUUCACCUCUUGCGGUCAUGUAUUGUACUAAUUAAAACCUGAAUGUCUUAUUAAUCGUGCAUACAGUAUAACGUGUGACAUUGUUGUGUGUGUAGCACAAUCUUGUUAAUAUGCUUCUAACAUUUAUAUUUUUAGAUAUUUUAGAUUUGUGUUUUUUUCUGUCAAAUACAUGCACUAAUAUACAACAUUGUGUACUUUUUUUAAUAAAAAAUGAACAAUUUGACUGAAAAGAUGAGAAUAAACAGUACAAAACAUAUGUUACAUACAAUAAACAUUU